This is a messenger RNA of Nothoprocta perdicaria, 1086 nucleotides long. It is a transcript of the gene AMT, whose product is annotated as aminomethyltransferase. Gene Ontology annotation, cellular component: mitochondrion. The coding region runs from base 19 to 1086 and encodes 355 amino acids. Gene Ontology annotation, biological process: glycine catabolic process. NCBI's taxonomy places the organism in Eukaryota, Metazoa, Chordata, Aves, Tinamiformes, Tinamidae. The record is from RefSeq and is a predicted model, not a curated record. Gene Ontology annotation, molecular function: protein binding; aminomethyltransferase activity. The transcript has 8 exons.
CGCGCGCGCGGCGCCAGGAUGGUGCCGUUCGCCGGCUGGAGCCUGCCCGCGCACUACGCGCCCGGCCACCUCGAGUCGCACCUGCACACGCGCCGCCACUGCUCGCUCUUCGACGUGUCGCACAUGCUGCAGAGCCGCGUGUACGGCCGCGACCGCGUCAAGUUCAUGGAGAGCCUCGUGGUCGGCGACAUCGCGGAGCUCAAGCCGGACCAGGGCACCCUGACGCUGCUGACCAACGAGAAGGGCGGCAUCGUGGAUGACCUCAUCGUGACGAACACCUCGGAAGAGCACCUGUACGUGGUGUCCAACGCGGGCUGCGCCGACAAGGACUUGGCCAUCAUGAAGGACAGAGUGAAGGAGCUGCAGGCGGCCGGCAGCGACGUGCACCUGGAAGUCAUGGACAACGCUCUGCUGGCUCUGCAAGGUCCCUCCAUGGCACGCGUGUUGCAAGCAGGGCUUUCCAACGACCUGGGCAAGCUGUCCUUCAUGAACAGCGCGACAAUGACCGUCUUUGGCGUGCCGGGCUGCCGAGUCACGCGCUGCGGCUACACGGGGGAAGACGGCGUGGAGAUCUCGGUACCCGCAGCGCGGGCCGUGGAGCUGGUUGAGCGGCUGCUCGGGGACCCCGAGGUGUGGCUGGCCGGGCUGGCGGCCAGGGACAGCCUGCGGCUCGAGGCCGGGCUCUGCCUCUAUGGGAAUGACAUCGAUGAGACCAUCACGCCGGUGGAGGCCAGUCUGGUGUGGACCUUGGGCAAGCGCCGGCGCACGGCCAUGGACUUCCCCGGCGCCGCCGUCAUCAUGGCGCAGAUCAAGGAGAAGCCGAAGCGCAGGCGCGUGGGGCUCACCUCCGAGGGGCCCCCCGUGCGGGCGCACACGGCCAUCCUGGGACCCGAGGGCAGGCGCAUCGGCACGGUGACCAGCGGGUGCCCCUCGCCCUCCCUGCGCAAGAACAUCGCCAUGGGCUACGUGGAGGCCGCGUACGGCCGCGCGGGCACGGCGCUCGCCGUGGAGGUGCGGAAGCAGCAGCACCCGGCGCUCGUCACCAAGAUGCCCUUCGUGCCCACCCACUACUACAUGGCCAAGUGA